Penicillium maclennaniae is the source of this 417-nucleotide messenger RNA. Its product is annotated as EthD domain-containing protein. Gene Ontology annotation, molecular function: oxidoreductase activity. NCBI's taxonomy places the organism in Eukaryota, Fungi, Ascomycota, Eurotiomycetes, Eurotiales, Aspergillaceae. The record is from RefSeq and is a predicted model, not a curated record. The coding region runs from base 1 to 417 and encodes 138 amino acids. The transcript has a single exon.
AUGACGAUCAAAGUCCUCAUCCAUGCCUACCGCAAACCAGGCAUCUCCCCCUCCGUUUUCAAGCAACUCUACGAAGCGCACAUUGACCUUCUAAAAUAUAUCUCCGGUGACGACUUUCCACUUUCCCACAAGCGUAGCUACAUUGCUCGCAGCACCAUUGAUUCUUCGGCCGAAAGCUUGACGACCCCACGCAAUGCCAGCACACCAGCCAGAGUGAUUGUCGGCCUACAGUCAGACUUCGAUUUCGACGCCUAUGCCGAGCUUACUUUUGAGGACAAAACUGCUUAUGACGCCUUCCUGGCUAAGGUCUAUGCUCCUGAAGCUGCGGCUAAGAUUGCCGCGGACGAAGAGAAGUUCCUGGAUAGGUCAACGCUCGCUAUUGUGACAUUGGGGGAUGUGUUUGAGACAACAAAGUGA